Molecule: messenger RNA, 264 nt
Organism: Staurois parvus
Lineage: Eukaryota; Metazoa; Chordata; Amphibia; Anura; Ranidae
Source: the annotation of a GenBank genome assembly
AUGUCACUUUUUGUCAUUUUUAAAUUUCCUGCCGUUCCGUCCCCCAUACGUCCCGACGCUCGCAGAGGACGGAACCCAGAUGACAGAUGCCGGCAUUCACCGGAUCACAUUGCCGGGGACACUGCAGGAGGGACAUCGCGGGAGCGCAGGACAAGGUAAAGUGAAGUCCAUUUUUUUUUAACCUCCCUGGCGGCAUUCCUGAGUGUAGCUCGGGGUAAAGUUUCAGUACCACAAGCGGUAACUCCAAGCUACACUCGGGCUUAC